GUUGCCCGGUCUGGGUCUCUGUCCAGCUGGGAGUGGCUUGUCAUAUUUAAGGCAGGAGUCGCUGGCAGGCAUCAGCCCAGUGCCAGUGAGGAGCCGCGCUGGGCGGACAUGCAGGCGCUGUGCUGUGAGGCGCCGCUCAGGACUUAGUGCUGCAGGUCCCCUUCUCCCUGGAGCCGCCCGCCAUGAAGUUCCUGAAGUUGCUUCUCUUGCUCGCAGUGAAAGGCUUGAUAGCAGUCACCCACGGAGCGGUCAUUGAUCCCUUUCUCCAGAAGCCCAGCACCAAGGAGCUGGAGCGACCCCACCAGAAGCCUCAGUCUACUGGUGGCAACCUCCUAAUUGCGCCCUCCAGAGCAGCACAUUCUUCAAAAUCCAAAGAUGCACAAAGAGAAGAGAAAAUUCACAAUGUGAGAAAGAAAGGCAAAGGACUAAAGCGGGAUCCCUGUCUAAGAAAAUACAAGGACUUUUGCUUUCAUGGAACCUGUCGUUUUCUGAAAGUAACUAAGGAUCCCUAUUGUGUGUGCCAAGCAGGAUAUCAUGGAGAGAGAUGUCACGCACUUACCCUUCCUUUGGGGAAUCCACCGAGCACAUAUGAUCACACAACUGUCUUGGCCGUGGUUGCAGUUGUUCUCUCAUCUUUUUGUCUGAUUGUGAUAUCAUCACUAUUAAUAUUAAGGUAUCACAGAACAGGCGCGUAUCAUGUGGACAAUGAAAAAAAAAUUAAAUUUGCAAGCCCUACAUAAGGACAAUUCUGGUUACUCAAGAUUCUGAAAAAUUAUGAAUAACUGACAUGGACUCAAACAUGAAUUCCUGGCUCAUGUAAUUAACUGUUACAUACUGGAAUGUAGUAAUAGAUGUCUGUUUAUUGCUAUUGUACAGAUCAUCCUUAUAAAACAAUAUUGUUUGGUAUUUAUCCAAUGAGAGCAGAGGUACAUUAAUAGUAAAGUUUUCAUUCUUGUUAAAUCAUAGGUACAGUAACACGGUUUUCCUAGCUUUUCACUCUGCAGCAUUAAAGGUGUUGUCCGCUUUUUUUUUAUAUUGAUGACGUGUCCUCAGGAUAGGUCAUCAAUAUUAGAUUCAGCGCUUGUGCGAUAAUUGGAAGCAUUUGUAGAACAUAGUGUACAGUGCCACUGCAGCCUUUGAAUGCGGACGCAAAUUGCAGUUUUCCAUGGAAGUUAUUCUAGGAAUAUGUCUUAAAGCUGCUAGUUUAAAACAAGACAAACGUGUAAAUUUAAAUGGUGGUUUUCUUAAGGCAGAGUAAUGUGGCUUCUAGCUACACCACUACCCAUAUAUAUGUGAUUACCAGCUAAAGGUUCUUUCCCAUGAAGUAUAGGCAAGCCUUUCUUAAACAUUUUAAUAGCUCAUUAACCAAUGUCUUCACAUCUAUAAUAUGCAUCAUAAUAUAUAUAUAUACACACAUACACACAUAUACACGCACAAUGUGAUCAUACUUGUGGGCCAAAACAUUGUCCUGUGAUGGUAUUGGCAUAGUAAACCUUAAUGAAUUUGAUCAGAACAUGUGUGCAGUCAUAUUGAGGAAGUGAGUUGAAUUUUAAGGUGUAUUGUUCACAAGAAGCAAACUAAUGAAAGGAAUUUCCCCACAAAUGUCUUAUUACUGGGGGCCCGCCAUUCACUAGUAAAAGGGUCCUCAACAUCCUGUUCUUUGUUGUCUGUGCAACUGAAAACAGCCAAGCACUGUACUCUUCUGUCUUUCUUUCCUACAUACUUUGAAUGGAGCAGCAGUGUGCAUGCUGAGGUCAUGCAGUGAAGAGGAUUGGGGACUUGGAAACCUUGUUCUUAUUUUUGGUUGGGGUUUAAGAAGUUGAACAUGCAUAACAAAAUGCUAUGAAUAAUGGAAAACAUAAUCACUAAAAGUAAGAACCGCACUACAGGAAAACGAAAACAAAACUAAAAAGCCUUAUUUCCUUUUUGUCGGUGCUGGAGGAUGCAGUGAUCAAAGUUGGAUAAUCCUUAGUUUACAUGCAGAUGUCUGGCAGCACUGGUUUUUUUUUGUCUGUCAGCACUGUUGUUUGUCUUCUCUCUUACAGAACUGUUGAUUGGGAUUUGUGGAAAUGUCUACUAUGCUUGCUAGACGAAGGUGUACACCAUUUUUACAAUUAAAAGACUUUGAAAAAAGGGACAAAUAGCAUGAUUUUGAGAAGCUGGAUGCGUGAAAUCUUGGAAAGAAUUGGACGAGAAGUUUCUGCAGUGCACCAUGCUGUUAACUGUGGUCAGAGGAGGCCACUCACACAUAGAGAAGCAUC
Messenger RNA from Bufo bufo (common toad), 2261 nucleotides. RefSeq names its product heparin binding EGF like growth factor (gene HBEGF). NCBI's taxonomy places the organism in Eukaryota, Metazoa, Chordata, Amphibia, Anura, Bufonidae. The transcript has 5 exons. The record is from RefSeq and is a predicted model, not a curated record. Gene Ontology annotation, biological process: positive regulation of mitotic nuclear division; epidermal growth factor receptor signaling pathway; positive regulation of cell population proliferation. The coding region runs from base 183 to 740 and encodes 185 amino acids.